Cladocopium goreaui is the source of this 2601-nucleotide messenger RNA. Lineage: Eukaryota; Dinophyceae; Suessiales; Symbiodiniaceae. The record is from the annotation of a GenBank genome assembly.
AUGUGGCCAACUCAGGUUGUGUUCUUGCAGAUCUUUGUCAUAUCCCAGAUGCAGGCCCUGGUUGCAAGCCGUGCAGUGACUGAAAUUCGACAGAUCUAUGGACGGUACGAAUUCGUGAUGUACGGCGCAGACGUGACUCACAACUACCUCACGCCCAACGGAUUUCCGCGAGGGCUGGACAAGCAAUACUUCGAUAUGUCCAACUUUGCCCGUUUGACCGACGAGGAGAAGGAUUUGGCGUGCAACAUUCCUUUCUCGCAGAUGCAGAUCUUGGUCCCCAUCCUUUUCAUUUGGACAUUGACCAUCGUCGCAGACCUUCGUCGAUGUGGAGACCUCUUUGUCCGCCUGAUCUUGUCAACGCCCAGCAUCACUAGCAUGAAGGAUGCAGUUGUGGAGGGCGAGGGGGAGUGUGAGAUUGUGGUUGGUCUAACAAAAGAAGUGAAGGCCUUGCUGGCAUUGACAUGCAUGAUUCCGCGCUGGAUCAUUGAUGUCUAUUUGCUCUGGCUUGGUUGCCGUUGGCUUUGCGCCACGCCCAACUUCGGAGACUUGCUCCUGAACAGCGUUGCCUUGGAGUUCAUCGUGCUCCUCAAGGACACUCUCUUCAUAGGCGUGGUUCCUGAUCGCAACAAGCGGGCAACACAGAACACGCUGAUCCAACCUUGGCAGAAGAAGGAACCAGCCAAUUAUCGUGUGUUCUUGUCUGCCUUCUUGCUUGUCUUCGUCAGCUUCAGCUGGGUCUUCUACUAUAUCUACCGCUUUCAGGACAGUCUUGCAGGCUCUGGUCUGUCACUUUUGCAGGACAAGGCUUUGCUGCAGGCGCUACCAGAACAUGUGGAGCGUGCAUUUGCACAUGAGCUUGCGGAGCUUGCGCUCGUCCGGCCGUUCGCCAGCAACCAGGAGAUACAGGGCGAGGCUUGUUUUGGCAGCAGGGCCAACGUCCCUGCUCGGGCUUGUUUUGGCGGUGCUUGCCCAGGUCGACUGGAUGAGAAUCCCGUGGCUUCCAUUGCUGCUGCAAAUGUCCAGAAUUCGUUUCGGGCAAGGUGCUUUCGUGAGUUCCACAUUGAAGCUGCCAACCUCACUGCUGCAGAGGACAUAUAUGAUUCUCGUGGCUAUGCGGUGAGGAAGGAUUGGGUGAAUGGGCCCAACAAAGUCUUUCGUUUCAUUUUGCAGAGCUUUUUGGAGAAAUCCUUUGUAUCCGACUACGAAGCCUUUUUCUUCAUGGAAUUUGACUCCACUCCUCUCCGUCCAUUUUGGCUGGACCAGUUCUAUGCUGAGGUCUUCCAAUAUCCUCGCGCAGCGAUUCGCGGCAGCCGCUACAGAGGAGACUCCUGGGACAACUUCUUGCAUCACAUCCCCAAUUCGUUGUUGUACCAUAUGAAUGGCAAUGCCAUUUAUUUUCUGCGUCAUCCUUGGCUACGUUUUCUUGCACAGAAGCUGGAGGAAGAGGCAGCUUCGGAAAAUGGAAGUAUUGCUUUCGAUGUGCGAAUGGCACAGCUGACCCUCGAAGCACCAACGCGAAGUGAUUUGCAAACUGCAUGGACACAGAACGUACCGGAAGGAGAGAAUCCGUAUCAAGAUGAUUCGUUGCUGGUGGGUAACUAUGCCAACACCUUGUUGAACGACAGCUUCGAACCACCAGAAUUUGUUCGUCAUGGAGCUUUGGCCAACAUUUUGGAAAACCUGGACAAUUCGUUGGUGACAUUGGCAGUGCAAGCCUUCCACCAGGCAAAUGCAACCUUGUUGGUGGAGAGUCUCAGCGAAUCUGAUUUUGGAGAAGUUGUCGUGGUUUCAUCCGUGGACUUUGCACCCCCAGGCACAGGGCCUUCGCUGCGCGUUGUGCCGGCCACCCUGCCAGAGCACAUGGCAUUGUGUGAUUUGGCGGCCGCCGUUCACACCGAAUAUUUAUUGUUCACGGACACCUAUCACUUCAUACCUGGUCCAACCCAUGUCCUCGUGAACGGAAGCCGCCCGGUGUUGCCAUAUAUCCCAGCAAGCUCUAUGUUCUGCACUGCCUACCCCGAGUGCACAACUUCUUUGGACCAGGCGGAGAAUUUCUACGGCGUGAAAUUGAAUUAUCACCACAACAAGUACGAAACGCUGUUCCAGACGCUUCUUGCAAGAGAAUUCUGCCAGAGCUGGAGUCUUGCUGCCGCAGCUUUGGGGUCCUUCGAUUCCUGCGACUAUCAGCAUGGUCCUACUGCAGAUGACUAUAUUGCUUGGCUGAUCUCUAUGGACAAACCCUUUGACUACAUGCCGAAGAACAAAGAACGCGUAGGCUGGAGGCAGUGGAGCAUGUUGUGGAAUGCGCAUCCUCCAGAUCAGCGCGGUUGUAGCAUCUACACCGAGAGCGAUGCUUUGAAAAGGAAGCAGAGUAUCAAGGAGUGCAGCCUCUACAUUCAAGAUGGUGAUGCCUGCAAUGCCGAUGAGAAUUGCACCUUCAGAGCAAUCUUUGAAGCAGGCAAGUGCAUGAGCACGUCAGAGUUUCACUUGCUACCCGCAACGAUGGAUGCCAGAACAUCGACAUGGCCCGCUGGGGGGGCUGAAUUUGCUGCACAGCGGGUUGAGAAAAUCCUAGGGAAGGAAGACAGCGAAGAUGUUUGA